Molecule: messenger RNA, 2237 nt
Organism: Aspergillus caelatus
Lineage: Eukaryota; Fungi; Ascomycota; Eurotiomycetes; Eurotiales; Aspergillaceae
Exons: 2
Coding region: 246-1943 (565 amino acids)
Source: RefSeq, a predicted model, not a curated record
CCGGUCUAUUCACCACGCACGCAUCUAUUCUUCUGUGAGGGUACAUUUGUUGAAUUUGUUUGACGACUCUAUGCUGGACGCUAUUUUUUGAGAUGGUUACAGUUGGUGGUGGUGGCGGUUCGAGCAAUCCGCUCAGUUUCGACUUUCGCGCGGGCGUGGUCUUUGCAUCUCGAUAGACGUGACCGAAACUACAAACGAUCUCCUGUACGAGUUUAUCACCUGAAAACCGAGAAACACAAGCCACCAUGGCGCAAACACAACCGCAGCAGUUCUCCCAGUCUUUUUCCCCUCCGGGGUCCUCCCCCUCUCCGGGGGCAGCUUCCCCGGUGAAUGGUGGCGUCCCUCCACCGGUCAAACGACAACACCUCUCACCUCUCCCGCAAUCACCUUAUGCCUCACCGAGCUUUGGAACGCUACAACUCCCUCAAAACCAACCGAUACCUGUAAAUGGAGCGAACCUGAACGGUACAGGUCAACAAACACCACAAACACCCGCUCCCCCACCUGCAGGCACCAUGGGACCACCUUCUCGACCAGUAGAGAAAGCGACAGAUGCCGCAGAGCUUACAGAUGUCCUGGCUUCAUCCGGUAUCGAUGUUAGGGAGGAGGAGGCGUUUCUUACCAGUAGUUACUCAGCUCCGGGAACCCAGGCACAGCAGCCACCAAGACCCCAACAACCUCUCACGCAACAGCAGCCACAACCUCCGCUGAAUACAUCCUUUACAUCACAAGCUUCAACAGUAUCAACACAACCUAGUUUCACAGAACCUUCACCAUACAAACCGCCAGCAACUCAGGAAUCAUUCUAUUCUGAGCCACCACCACCAGCAGCCCCCGCUCCGUUUAAAGAUCCCAAUGAACCAACGCGAGAGGAUACCGAAGCCGCUAGACGUGCCCAGUACCACCUGCAAGAACCAUUCUUAUUGACGAAAGUUUUGGAGCAAAAAUUGCAACGACGUGGCUUUGAGCUUGGGGUUCGUAUACCAGCCGAAGGUUUGUUUCAUCCGGUACCAGGCCGUCCGCAACCGAUCGAAGUUACCGGGCCCGACGGAUCAUCUGUUGUACGUACUGGGCAGACCAUCUUAAAUCAAGAAGGGGCACCGUUGGUGGACAUACUGAACUUGAUGUCAAUCUCUUGCGAAGAGCGAUUGCGGGGCGUCAUCGACUACUCUUCUACGCUCGCACGAAGCCGACGUGCCCACUCACAUGGGGUCGUACCUGUUGAAUUCAAGGACAUGGCUGUCUCGGCUGGUGUCCCUAACGGGACUGGGGCAGUUGACAAAACGCCACUCAAACGACCUCAUUCAGCGACCGAGCAACCUGCAGCCAAAUCACUAGCUGAGAAAUAUCGUGCGCUUAUGGAAAGGGACAAUUCUAGCGAAGAAAGCCGAGCUGCCAAACGCGCUAAGCGCAGUGCCAACGCUAUCCUAGGCGAAGGCGGCCCCGUGAGGGCCGAAUCUGUAGAUAUACCUGGCUCCGGUGCCUCUACACCGAUCCCCGACAAAGCGCCAAGCAUCGAUAAGAAGGGAAUAUCUAAGAAAGAGGCUAAGAAGCUCAUGGAUGCGAAGGCAAGCGAGGCCCAGCAACACCAGCAGUCUGUGGAAACCGCACGACUCGCCACCAAUAGCAUGCUCUCGGGUCGUAUGUUUGGAACCAAGAAGUCCUACUCAUGGUUAAAUCGGGGGCCAGCAGCCACCAGCAGUGGUUUUUCUACACCGUCACGUGUCAGUACCGCAACCCCAAGCGGGACGAGUCCCGAGAAGCCUGGCCGUGAACCAGCCAUCGUGCCCGCGAAGCGAUUGGGAAUGUGGCGGGAGGACAAAGACAAGGGCUCGGGGGUUCAGGUCCGAGACAUCUUAUUCAUGCUCGAACUGGAUGGCAGAGGCCCCCGACACGUGCAGAAAGCGUAUUCGAAGGAUCUGAAGGAAGACCGAAUAGACUGAAUGAGCCUUCUUCAUGUCCUAUAUGAAAUGAACCGUUGAUGCUAGUUCCGCUGCAUUCUCGACUUAGCAUUUGAUCUUUCUUGUCUUUCGAGGUCCGCACAGUUACUGCGCAGGACCGUGGUCUCUGGCGUUGCGGUCGGUAUAUUCUCAUUUUGCUCAACACCUCCGCCUCGGGUGUCCCACGCUUGUUCUUGUAUUUUUCUCCGCGUGCAAUCUUUCUCGAGGCCGGAAUGGAGUCACUGCAUAUGUGUGCCGUUUCUUUUCUUUGGCCCUCUACUACUUACUACUACUACU